AUGCCGCCUCAGACCUUCUUCCUGGUCUCGCUACCGACAUCCAUAUCGCCAUCCGACAACCGUGACGAAGCUCUCACAACCCUGCGAUCAGCCGUACAGCAAGAUAACGGCACAACAUACCCCUUCAACAUCCCCAACUUCAAAGUCGGCACCUUAGAUGCGCUCGUCCAACAAGCCGACGACCUCGCGAAGCUUGAGCAAGGAUGCAAAGGCGUGGUAGAUAAGGUCGCGGACUCCCUCCGGAGUCUACUCGAAGGUGAUGAGGACAAGCUAGCGGAACAGAAAGUGGUCAACGACAAGCCCGUGGACACCUACCUCCAAUCCUUCCAAUGGAACAAGGUCAAAUAUCGCGCCGACAAGCCCCUCGCCGAACUCAUCGAUACCCUGCAGAAAGAGGUUGCCGCGGUAGACAAUGAUGUCAAGGCCAAGUUCAGCCAGUACAACCAGACCAAGACCUCGCUCGCGCAACUCCAACGGAGCACCACCGGCAACCUCUCCCAGAAGUCACUAACAGCCGUCGUAAACCCGGACACCAUCCUCAAACCAGACGACUCCGAGUAUUUACAACAACACCUUCUCGCCAUCCCAAAUGCGCUGACCAAAGACUUUCUGAAAUCCUACGAAACGCUCUCCCCCAUGGUCGUGCCGCGUUCCGCAGAACUGUUGGCGAAAGACGACGAAUUCCAGCUAUGGGCGGUGACGGUGUUUAAGAAGCAUAGCGCAGAAUUCAUACACAAAUGCCGCGAGCACAGAUGGACACCACGCGAUCUGAAAUUCAACGAGGGCGGACGAGAAGCGGAGGAGGAGGAGCUGCGGAAAUUGGAGAAGGAGGAGCGGAGGGUGUGGGGUGAGGCGUUGCGGCUGGGGAGGACCGGGUACAGUGAUGGCGUCAUGUCGUGGAUACAUGUUUUGACGCUGAGGGUGUUCGUGGAGAGUGUGUUACGGUAUGGGUUGCCUCUGAGUUAUGUUUGCGGUGUUAUCAAGACGGACCCGAAGCGCAGCAAAAAAGCCAAACAAUCUCUCGACGCGCGCUUCUCGGACAUCGGCGGGAAUGCCAUGAGUAGAGAUAAAAAGGGCCGGCCGAAGAAGGACGAUGGCAAUAUGCAGCAGGAGAUGGCCGGUGCGGGCUUUAGUAGCGACCAAGGCUACGAGCCGUAUGUUUUCUAUGAGUUUGAGAUCAUAUAG
This is a messenger RNA of Baudoinia panamericana UAMH 10762, 1185 nucleotides long. RefSeq lists its product as uncharacterized. Lineage: Eukaryota; Fungi; Ascomycota; Dothideomycetes; Mycosphaerellales; Teratosphaeriaceae. Gene Ontology annotation, molecular function: proton-transporting ATPase activity, rotational mechanism. Gene Ontology annotation, biological process: proton transmembrane transport. Gene Ontology annotation, cellular component: vacuolar proton-transporting V-type ATPase, V1 domain. The transcript is spliced from 2 exons. Bases 1 to 1185 code for a protein of 394 amino acids. The record is from RefSeq and is a predicted model, not a curated record.